AUGUCUGACAAGAUGUCUAGUUUCCUACAUAUUGGAGACAUUUGUUCUCUGUAUGCGGAGGGAUCGACAAAUGGAUUUAUUAGCACCUUGGGCCUGGUAGAUGAUCGCUGUGUUGUACAGCCAGAAGCCGGGGAUCUUAACAAUCCACCUAAGAAAUUCAGAGACUGCCUCUUCAAGCUAUGUCCCAUGAACCGCUACUCUGCCCAGAAGCAGUUUUGGAAAGCUGCAAAGCCGGGGGCCAACAGUACCACAGACACGGUGCUACUCAACAAGUUACACCAUGCUGCAGACUUGGAAAAGAAGCAGAAUGAGACAGAAAACAGGAAAUUGCUGGGGACUGUCAUUCAGUAUGGCAAUGUGAUCCAGCUCCUGCAUUUGAAAAGUAAUAAAUACCUAACUGUGAACAAGCGGCUUCCGGCUCUGCUGGAGAAGAACGCCAUGAGAGUGACUUUGGAUGAGGCUGGAAAUGAAGGGUCCUGGUUUUAUAUUCAGCCGUUCUACAAGCUGCGAUCCAUCGGAGACAGUGUGGUGAUAGGAGACAAGGUUGUCCUGAACCCUGUCAAUGCUGGCCAGCCCCUACACGCCAGCAGCCAUCAGCUGGUGGAUAACCCAGGCUGUAAUGAGGUCAAUUCUGUCAAUUGUAAUACAAGCUGGAAAAUAGUCCUUUUCAUGAAAUGGAAUGACAACAAAGACGACAUACUGAAGGGGGGUGAUGUGGUGAGGUUGUUCCAUGCUGAGCAGGAGAAGUUUCUCACCUGUGAUGAGCACAGGAAGAAGCAACAUGUCUUCUUGAGGACCACCGGCCGCCAGUCUGCCACAUCUGCCACUAGUUCCAAAGCCCUGUGGGAGGUGGAGGUUGUUCAACACGACCCUUGUCGCGGAGGAGCAGGGUAUUGGAACAGCCUCUUCCGUUUCAAGCAUCUGGCGACAGGACAUUACUUAGCAGCAGAGGUAGACCCUGACUUUGAGGAAGAAUGCCUGGAAUAUCAGCCCUCAGUGGACCCCGAUCAGGAUGCAUCUCGAAGUAGGUUACGGAAUGCCCAAGAAAAGAUGGUGUACUCCCUUGUCUCUGUGCCCGAAGGGAAUGACAUCUCCUCUAUUUUUGAGCUUGACCCCACCACUCUGCGUGGAGGUGACAGCCUUGUCCCAAGGAACUCCUAUGUUCGUCUCAGACACCUGUGUACCAAUACCUGGGUUCACAGCACAAAUAUCCCCAUUGACAAGGAAGAAGAGAAACCUGUGAUGUUGAAAAUUGGCACCUCCCCUGUGAAGGAGGAUAAGGAAGCGUUUGCCAUAGUUCCAGUUUCUCCUGCUGAGGUUCGAGACCUAGAUUUUGCCAAUGACGCCAGCAAGGUACUGGGCUCCAUAGCUGGGAAGCUGGAGAAAGGUACCAUCACCCAGAAUGAAAGAAGGUCUGUAACCAAACUGCUGGAAGACUUGGUUUACUUUGUCACUGGUGGAACUAACUCUGGUCAAGAUGUACUUGAAGUGGUCUUCUCCAAGCCUAACAGAGAACGGCAGAAGCUGAUGAGAGAACAGAAUAUUCUCAAGCAGAUCUUCAAGUUGCUACAAGCCCCAUUCACAGACUGUGGGGAUGGCCCGAUGCUUCGGUUGGAGGAGCUUGGGGACCAGCGGCACGCCCCUUUCCGACAUAUCUGCAGGCUGUGUUACAGGGUCCUGAGACACUCACAGCAAGACUACAGGAAGAACCAGGAAUAUAUAGCCAAACAGUUUGGCUUCAUGCAGAAACAGAUUGGCUACGACGUGUUGGCAGAAGACACCAUUACUGCCCUGCUGCACAAUAACCGAAAACUGCUAGAAAAACACAUCACUGCGGCAGAGAUUGACACGUUUGUCAGCCUGGUGCGGAAGAACAGGGAGCCCAGAUUCUUAGAUUACCUUUCUGACCUCUGUGUCUCAAUGAACAAAUCGAUCCCAGUUACCCAGGAACUGAUAUGUAAAGCUGUGCUGAAUCCAACCAAUGCUGACAUCCUGAUUGAGACCAAGUUGGUUCUGUCUCGUUUUGAAUUUGAAGGUGUUUCUACUGGAGAGAAUGUUCUGGAGGCAGGAGAGGAUGAGGAGGAGGUGUGGUUAUUUUGGAGGGACAGCAACAAGGAGAUCCGCAGUAAGAGUGUCAGGGAGCUGGCACAGGAUGCUAAGGAAGGGCAGAAGGAGGACCGAGAUGUUCUCAGCUACUACAGGUAUCAGCUGAACCUCUUUGCCAGGAUGUGUCUGGACCGUCAGUACCUGGCUAUCAAUGAGAUAUCGGGCCAGCUAGAUGUGGAUCUCAUUCUCCGUUGCAUGUCCGAUGAGAACCUGCCGUAUGACCUCCGUGCAUCCUUCUGCCGACUCAUGCUUCAUAUGCAUGUGGACCGAGAUCCCCAGGAACAAGUCACUCCCGUGAAAUAUGCCCGCCUCUGGUCGGAGAUUCCCUCAGAGAUCGCCAUUGAUGACUACGAUAGUAGUGGAACUUCCAAAGAUGAGAUCAAGGAGAGGUUCGCUCAGACCAUGGAAUUUGUGGAAGAGUAUUUGAGAGAUGUGGUCUGCCAGAGGUUUCCUUUCUCUGAUAAGGAGAAAAAUAAGCUCACAUUUGAGGUUGUAAACUUAGCAAGGAAUCUGAUAUACUUUGGUUUCUACAACUUCUCCGACCUUCUACGAUUAACCAAGAUCCUCCUGGCCAUAUUAGACUGUGUGCAUGUGACGACCAUCUUCCCCAUUAGCAAGAUGGCUAAAGGAGAAGAGAAUAAAGGCAGUAAUGUGAUGAGGUCCAUCCAUGGGGUUGGAGAGCUGAUGACCCAGGUGGUGCUCCGAGGAGGGGGCUUUCUGCCUAUGACUCCCAUGGCUGCUGCCCCAGAAGGCAAUGUGAAGCAGACAGAACCAGAGAAGGAGGACAUCAUGGUCAUGGACACCAAGCUGAAGAUCAUUGAGAUACUUCAGUUUAUUUUGAAUGUGAGGUUGGAUUAUAGGAUCUCCUGCCUCCUGUGUAUAUUUAAGCGGGAGUUUGAUGAAAGCAAUUCCCAGACCUCAGAAACAUCCUCCGGAAGCAGCAGCCAAGAGGGACCAAGUAAUGUACCAGGUGCUCUUGACUUUGAACACAUUGAAGAGCAAGCAGAAGGCAUCUUUGGAGGAAGGAAAGAGAACACCCCCUUGGACUUGGACGAUCAUGGCGGCAGGACCUUCCUUCGGGUCCUGCUCCACUUGACGAUGCACGACUACCCGCCCCUGGUGUCAGGGGCCCUGCAGCUGCUCUUCCGGCACUUCAGCCAGAGGCAGGAGGUGCUGCAAGCCUUCAAGCAGGUCCAGCUGCUUGUCACCAGCCAAGAUGUGGACAACUACAAACAGAUCAAACAAGACCUGGAUCAGCUGAGGUCCAUCGUGGAGAAGUCAGAACUCUGGGUGUACAAAGGGCAGGGUCCUGAUGAAGCAAUGGAUGGAGCAUCUGGCGAAAACGAGCAUAAGAAAACAGAGGAGGGGAAUAAUAAGUCACAAAAACAUGAAAGUACCAGCAGCUACAACUACAGGGUGGUAAAAGAGAUUUUGAUUCGACUUAGCAAGCUCUGCGUCCAAGAGAGUACCUCGGUUAGGAAGAGCCGGAAACAGCAGCAGCGGCUGCUCCGCAACAUGGGCGCCCACGCUGUUGUACUGGAGUUACUACAGAUCCCCUAUGAGAAGGCUGAAGACACCAAAAUGCAGGAAAUAAUGAGGCUGGCCCAUGAAUUCUUGCAGAAUUUCUGCGCAGGCAACCAACAGAACCAAGCUCUGCUCCACAAACACAUAAACCUGUUUCUCAACCCAGGGAUCCUGGAGGCAGUAACGAUGCAGCACAUUUUCAUGAACAAUUUCCAGCUUUGCAGUGAGAUCAACGAGAGAGUCGUUCAGCACUUCGUUCACUGCAUUGAAACCCAUGGUCGGAACGUUCAGUACAUCAAGUUCCUGCAGACAAUUGUCAAGGCAGAAGGGAAAUUCAUUAAAAAGUGCCAAGACAUGGUCAUGGCUGAGCUGGUCAACUCAGGAGAAGACGUGCUCGUGUUCUACAAUGACAGAGCCUCUUUCCAGACUCUGAUCCAGAUGAUGAGGUCAGAGCGAGACCGCAUGGAUGAGAACAGCCCACUCAUGUACCACAUCCACUUGGUGGAACUCCUGGCUGUAUGCACCGAGGGCAAGAAUGUGUACACCGAGAUCAAGUGUAACUCCCUACUGCCACUCGAUGACAUUGUCCGUGUGGUGACCCACGAGGACUGCAUCCCUGAGGUUAAAAUCGCAUACAUUAACUUCCUGAAUCACUGCUAUGUGGACACUGAGGUGGAAAUGAAGGAGAUUUACACCAGCAAUCACAUGUGGAAGUUGUUUGAAAAUUUCCUUGUAGAUAUCUGCAGGGCCUGUAACAACACAAGUGACAGGAAGCACGCAGACUCCAUUCUGGAGAAGUACGUGACUGAAAUUGUCAUGAGUAUUGUUACUACCUUCUUUAGUUCGCCCUUCUCAGAUCAGAGUACGACGUUGCAGACUCGUCAGCCGGUUUUUGUGCAGCUGCUGCAAGGCGUGUUCAGGGUUUACCACUGCAACUGGCUGGUGCCGAGCCAGAAAGCCUCCGUGGAGGGCUGCAUCCGGGUACUUUCAGAUGUAGCUAAGAGCCGGACCAUUGCCAUCCCGGUGGACUUGGACAGCCAAGUCAACAACCUCUUUCUGAAGUCCCAUAACAUUGUGCAGAAAACAGCCAUGAACUGGCGGCUGUCAGCCCGUAAUGCAGCACGCAGAGACUCCGUCCUGGCUGCUUCCAGAGACUACCGGAACAUCAUUGAGAGACUGCAGGACAUUGUUUCGGCGCUGGAGGACCGGCUCAGGCCCCUGGUGCAGGCUGAGCUCUCUGUACUCGUGGAUGUGCUCCAUAGACCUGAACUGCUUUUCCCAGAGAACACAGAUGCCAGACGAAAAUGUGAAAGCGGGGGCUUCAUUUGCAAGUUAAUAAAGCAUACCAAACAGUUGCUGGAGGAGAAUGAGGAGAAGCUCUGUAUUAAGGUACUGCAGACCCUCAGAGAGAUGAUGACCAAAGACAGAGGCUAUGGAGAAAAGGGUGAGGCGCUCAGGCAAAUUUUGGUCAACCGUUACUAUGGAAACAUCAGACCUUCGGGAAGAAGAGAGAGCCUGACCAGCUUUGGCAAUGGUCCACUGUCACCCGGAGGACCCAGCAAACCUGGGGGAGGAGGGGGAGGAUCCGGGUCCGGCUCCAUGAGUAGAGGUGAGAUGAGCUUGGCUGAGGUCCAGUGCCACCUUGACAGGGAGGGCGCUUCCAAUCUGGUUAUCGACCUCAUCAUGAAUGCAUCCAGUGACCGAGUGUUCCAUGAAAGCAUCCUCCUGGCCAUUGCCCUUCUGGAAGGAGGCAAUACCACCAUACAGCACUCUUUUUUCUGCCGGCUAACAGAAGACAAGAAGUCAGAGAAAUUCUUCAAAGUUUUCUAUGACCGAAUGAAGGUGGCCCAGCAAGAGAUUAAGGCAACGGUGACAGUAAACACCAGUGAUCUGGGAAACAAAAAGAAAGAUGACGAAACAGACAGAGAUGCUCCUUCACGAAAAAAAGCCAAGGAGCCUGCCACGCAGAUAACAGAGGAGGUCCGAGAUCAGCUCCUAGACGCUUCUGCUGCCACCAGAAAAGCCUUCACCACUUUCCGGAGGGAGGCUGACCCCGAAGACCACUACCAGUCAGCGGAGGGCGCCCAGGCCACCGCAGACAAGACGAAGGACGAGCUGGAGAUGAGUGCGGUCAUCACCAUCAUGCAGCCCAUUCUGCGCUUUCUACAGCUCCUCUGUGAGAACCAUAAUCGAGACCUGCAGAACUUCCUUCGUUGCCAAAAUAACAAAACCAAUUAUAAUUUGGUAUGUGAGACCCUGCAGUUUUUGGACUGUAUUUGUGGCAGCACAACUGGAGGCCUUGGUCUGCUCGGACUAUACAUAAAUGAGAAGAAUGUAGCGUUGAUCAAUCAAACCCUGGAGAGUCUCACGGAGUACUGCCAAGGACCGUGCCAUGAGAACCAGAACUGCAUAGCCACCCACGAGUCCAAUGGCAUCGACAUCAUCACAGCCCUCAUCCUCAAUGACAUCAAUCCUUUGGGCAAGAAGCGGAUGGACCUUGUGUUAGAACUGAAGAACAAUGCUUCCAAGUUACUCCUGGCUAUCAUGGAGAGUCGGCACGACAGUGAGAAUGCCGAGAGGAUCCUUUAUAACAUGAGGCCAAAAGAGCUGGUGGAAGUGAUCAAGAAGGCCUACCUGCAAGGUGAAGUGGAAUUUGAGGAUGGAGAAAAUGGCGAGGAUGGAGCUGCCUCUCCCCGGAAUGUGGGGCACAAUAUCUACAUAUUAGCUCAUCAGUUGGCUCGGCAUAACAAAGAACUCCAGACCAUGUUGAAGCCCGGUGGUCAAGUGGAGGGAGACGAAGCUCUGGAGUUUUAUGCCAAGCACACAGCGCAAAUAGAGAUCGUCAGGUUAGACCGAACAAUGGAACAGAUCGUCUUCCCAGUCCCCAGCAUAUGUGAAUUUCUAACCAAAGAGUCAAAACUACGAAUAUAUUACACUACAGAGAGGGACGAGCAGGGUAGCAAAAUCAAUGAUUUCUUCCUGCGGUCCGAAGACCUCUUCAAUGAAAUGAAUUGGCAAAAGAAACUGAGAGCGCAGCCGGUUCUGUAUUGGUGUGCCCGCAACAUGUCCGUUUGGAGCAGCAUCUCCUUCAACCUGGCUGUGUUGAUGAAUUUGCUGGUGGCGUUUUUCUACCCAUUUAAAGGAGUCCGAGGAGGGACUCUGGAGCCGCAUUUGUCUGGCCUGCUGUGGACAGGCAUGCUUAUCUCCUUGGCCAUUGUCAUUGCCCUCCCCAAGCCUCACGGCAUCCGGGCAUUAAUCGCAUCCACAAUCCUCCGGUUGAUCUUUUCAGUGGGGUUACAACCCACGUUGUUUCUCCUGGGAGCUUUCAAUGUCUGCAAUAAAAUCAUCUUUCUGAUGAGCUUCGUGGGCAACUGUGGCACGUUUACCAGAGGCUACCGAGCCAUGGUCCUUGAUGUUGAGUUCCUUUAUCACUUGUUAUAUCUGCUGAUCUGUGCCAUGGGGCUCCUUGUUCAUGAAUUCUUCUACAGUUUGCUGCUUUUUGAUUUAGUGUACAGAGAAGAGACUCUGCUUAAUGUCAUUAAAAGUGUCACUCGUAAUGGGCGGUCCAUCAUCCUGACAGCGGUGCUGGCUCUGAUCCUGGUUUACCUCUUCUCCAUAGUGGGCUAUCUUUUCUUCAAGGAUGACUUUAUCCUGGAAGUAGAUAGGUUACCCAAUGAAACAGCUCUCCCAGAAGCUGGUGAGAGCUUGGCAGGCGAGUUCCUGUACUCAGAUGUGUGCCGGGUGGAAUCAGGGGAGAACUGUUCCUCUCCUGCCCCCAAAGAAGAGCUGGUCCCCGCAGAAGAACUGGAACAAGAUAAGGAACACACUUGUGAGACGUUGCUGAUGUGCAUUGUUACCGUUCUGAGUCACGGGCUACGAAGCGGGGGCGGAGUGGGAGAUGUGCUCAGGAAGCCGUCCAAAGAGGAACCCCUCUUUGCAGCUAGAGUGAUUUAUGACCUCCUGUUCUUCUUCAUGGUCAUCAUUAUCGUCCUGAAUCUGAUUUUUGGAGUCAUCAUCGACACCUUUGCAGACCUGAGGAGUGAAAAACAGAAGAAGGAAGAAAUCUUAAAGACCACAUGCUUUAUCUGUGGCUUGGAGAGAGACAAGUUUGACAACAAGACAGUCACUUUUGAAGAGCAUAUCAAGGAGGAACAUAACAUGUGGCACUACCUGUGCUUCAUCGUCCUGGUGAAAGUGAAGGAUUCCACAGAGUACACGGGGCCUGAGAGCUAUGUGGCGGAAAUGAUCAAGGAACGAAACCUUGAUUGGUUCCCUAGGAUGAGAGCCAUGUCCUUGGUGAGCAGUGAUGCUGAUGGAGAACAGAACGAGCUACGGAACCUGCAGGAGAAGCUGGAGUCCACCAUGAAGCUGGUCACUAAUCUCUCCGGUCAGCUCUCAGAAUUAAAAGAUCAGAUGACAGAACAAAGGAAGCAGAAACAAAGAAUUGGUCUUCUAGGACAUCCUCCUCACAUGAACGUCAACCCACAGCAACCAGCAUAA
Molecule: messenger RNA, 8130 nt
Organism: Chrysochloris asiatica (Cape golden mole)
Lineage: Eukaryota; Metazoa; Chordata; Mammalia; Afrosoricida; Chrysochloridae
Gene: ITPR1
Product: inositol 1,4,5-trisphosphate receptor, type 1
Exons: 57
Coding region: 1-8130 (2709 amino acids)
Biological process (GO): calcium ion transmembrane transport
Cellular component (GO): membrane; endoplasmic reticulum
Molecular function (GO): inositol 1,4,5-trisphosphate-gated calcium channel activity; inositol 1,4,5 trisphosphate binding
Source: RefSeq, a predicted model, not a curated record